AUGGAUGUGAGUUUGCUGGGUGAGAGCCCAAGAGGACGGCGAAGGAAGCCUUUGUUCAAUAGAAGAUCAGAUGCUAUUGCUCAUGGAUCGCCCUAUCAAAAGGCUGCUGCUUUGGUUGAUCUCGCUGAAGAUGGAAUCGGGAUACCCGAAGAGAUACUUGAUCAGUCAACUUAUGAAAGCUCCUUAAAUUCAUACUUAGUAUUUAUACAGUUUGACAUCCUUUGGUCCCUUAACUACUUCGCUCUGAUACUUCUGAAUUUCUUGGAGAAACCUCUAUGGUGUGGUGAGGAAUGUAGUGACAGGGGAUACUACUACCUAGGGGAGCUGCCGUAUUUGACUGGUACCGAGAGUCUAAUUUAUGAGGCAGUAUCUAUUCUGAUUCUCGUUUUCCACAUACUCUUUCCAAUUACAUACGAAGGGUGCAGUAUUUACUGGAAGAGUUAUCUUAAUAGACUUAAGGUGCUUUUGUUGAUAGUAUUGGCUUUGGAUCUCUCAGUCUAUGCUAUAUAUGUUUCUCCCGUGGCUUUCUAUACUCUUCCAUUCCGGAUUGCACCUUAUAUCCGAGUUGUGUUUUUUGUUCUUAACAUCAGGGAUAUACGAGAUAGCAUCAUCAUCCUUGCUGGAAUGCUUGGCACUUACCUGAAUGUCCUGGCUUUGUGGCUAUUAUUUCUUCUGUUCUCGAGCUGGUUGGCAUAUGUUAUCUUUGAAGAUACUGUACAGGGAAGGACACUAUUCACUUCAUAUGGUGAAACAUUAUACCAGAUGUUUGUUUUAUUCACCACGUCCAACAAUCCGGAUGUCUGGAUUCCUGCAUACAAGGCCUCACGUUGGUAUUGCCUAUUCUUUGUUCUGUAUGUGCUAUUGGGCGUUUACUUUGUCACCAAUUUGAUUCUUGCCGUCGUAUACGAUAGCUUUAAGAAUGAGCUUGUAAAACAAGUUGCUGAGAAGGACCGCAAUAGAACAAGAAUACUGAAGAAAGCUUUUAACCUGAUUGAUAACCAAAAUCUUGGCUUCCUUGACAAAGAUCAAUGCAUUCGUUUGUUCGAGGAACUCAACAAAUACAGGACAUUGCCAAAAAUAUCACGAGAGGAUUUUGAGUUAAUCUUCUACGAGUUGGAUGAUAGUCAUGAUGUGAAGGUAGCUUCUUCUACUCCAUUUCCAUUUUAA
Messenger RNA from Striga hermonthica, 1167 nucleotides. The record is from the annotation of a GenBank genome assembly. Lineage: Eukaryota; Viridiplantae; Streptophyta; Magnoliopsida; Lamiales; Orobanchaceae.